AUGAGCACCGUUGAGAUCGAAACCCGUCUUUUCAUAGACGGCGAAUUUGUCCCCUCGUCUGAUGGGGCAAAGUUCGACCUUUACAGCCCUUUCACAGGCGAGCUAGCUGCCCAGGUGCAUGAGGCCAAGGAUGUCGAUGUUGACCGCGCGGUCGAGAGUGGAAAGAAAGCAUUCCCGGCGUGGGCAGCUAUGGAUGGAUCUACAAGGAGGACGCUCAUGUUGAGACUGGCCGAUCUGGUUGACCAAAAUAUUUCGGAGUUCGCACGACUCGAGGCUCUGUCCAUGGGAAAGCCCGUCUCUUCCUAUAUGGACCAGAUCGGUACGGCAACACUCAGGUAUUAUGCCGGCAAGGCCCUGGAUAUUCACGGCGAGACUUCGCUACUCUCGGAGGGCCAGCUAAAUUUCUCACUCAAGCAGCCAUACGGGGUUACUGCGGCCAUAAUCCCAUGGAACGUGCCCUUGAUUAUGAUCUGCUUUAAAGUCGGCCCCGCGCUCAUUGCUGGGAACACCCUUGUGCUGAAGUCUUCUGAGAAAGCACCCCUGACUUCCCUUCUCUUUGCUCGACUCACAAAGGAGGCUGGAUUUCCUCCCGGUGUCUUCAACGUUGUAUCGGGAUUUGGCCAGACCUGCGGGGAUGCCCUCGCUCGCCACAAGGAGAUCCGCAAGAUUGCAUUCACGGGCAGUUCGAGGACAGGUAAACUCAUUCAGAAGGCUGCUGUGGAGUCUAAUUUCAAGGAUUGCUCUCUUGAACUUGGGGGAAAGAGUCCAAUAGUGAUUUUCCAAGAUGCGGACCUCGAAAAAGCAGCCAAAGCCGCUGCCUUUUCCAUCGUGGCCAACUCCGGCCAGGUGUGCAUGGCAUCUUCACGGGUCUACGUGCAAGGUUCAAUCAUGAACCAGUUCAAGCCAAUGUAUCUCAAUGCAAUUCAAGCGGUCACUGGGAACAUUGGCGACCCGUUGAGCAAGGACACAGGGUUUGGGCCCCAGGCGGACACACAACAGCACAAGAGCGUUUCUGCGUUUGUGGAGCAGGCUAAAAAUGACAGACUGAAGGUUCUGUUGGACUCUUCGUCUGGCAAGGAUGGGAAAGGAAAUUUUGUCUUUCCCAUGGUUCUGCAUGAUGUGCCCGAUAGUCACAACCUCAUGCAAGAGGAGAUCUUUGGAGCCAUAUCCUGCCUUAACACCUUCAAAACGGAAGAAGAGGUUAUCUCCCGGGCAAAUGACUCCGAGUUCGGUCUCUAUGCCACCGUCUUCACUCGCGAUCUGAACAGAGCCAUCCGUAUGGCGAAGAAUUUCGAGGCAGGAUCUGUUGGUGUCAAUAUCAGUUCUCCUUAUUAUUGCCAGGAUCUUCCAUUGGGCGGCUUUAAACAGUCCGGAACCGGGCGAGAACUUGGGAAAGAGGGGCUUGACAUGUGGACUGAAGUAAAGUCGGUAUAUGUCUCGUUGGGGUGA
Molecule: messenger RNA, 1449 nt
Organism: Aspergillus glaucus CBS 516.65
Lineage: Eukaryota; Fungi; Ascomycota; Eurotiomycetes; Eurotiales; Aspergillaceae
Product: aldehyde dehydrogenase family protein
Exons: 6
Coding region: 1-1449 (482 amino acids)
Molecular function (GO): aldehyde dehydrogenase (NAD+) activity
Source: RefSeq, a predicted model, not a curated record